Messenger RNA from Stegodyphus dumicola, 662 nucleotides. RefSeq lists its product as uncharacterized. NCBI's taxonomy places the organism in Eukaryota, Metazoa, Arthropoda, Arachnida, Araneae, Eresidae. The record is from RefSeq and is a predicted model, not a curated record.
AUGGGAAACUUGCCAAAACAAAGAGUAAUACUUGAGAGACCAUUUUUUAGCACAGGUAUUGAUUAUGCCGGUCCUGUAAUUUUGAAAUGUUACAAAGGUAGUUGCUUUAAGACUACUAAAGGUUAUAUAGCUUUGUUUGUAUGUCUAGCUACCAAAGCUUACCAUAUUGAGGUAGUUAGCGACUUAACUGCAGAUUCUUUCAUUGCUGCUCUUAGGCGAUUUGUAUCGAGGCGUGGUACACCUCGAUACUUAUUUUCGGAUAAUGGUACGAACUUUGUUGGCGCAAAAAGAAAAUUGUCCGAAUUGCAAACUCUGCUACUUUCACUUAACAGCAAUGAAUUGAUUUUAAAUUAUUUGGCUGAAAAUACUGUGGAAUGGAAAAUGAUUCCACCUGCUUCUCCCCACUUUGGUGGUUUGUGGGAGUUAACAUUUGAAGAAUUAACUACUUUACUAACUCAAAUUGAAGCUGUGUUAAAUUCACGCCCCUUAUCUAAAACUAAUCACAAUGAUGUAGGUAAUUUAGAUGCUUUGACUCCAUCACAUUUUUUAACUGGGGAUGUUCUUACUAGCAUCCCAGAACAGGAUUUUUCUAAUAUUCCCAAACCCACUUUAUUAAAACGAUGGGAAUUAUUACAGCAAAUGAAACAAGGCUUUUGGAAGAG